AUGCCUACGGUCUACCUACCAAGCGCAUCUAAGAAGACGGCCACCCAAACAGUUACAUCUCUAUCGAAUGAGACAGACCAAUCCACCGACCGAGAUAUCCCAGCUCUGGGAGAGCAAGGAAGCGGGCGCAGAUUCUGGUUCCAGAAAGGCAAGAAGUAUGACCCCGACGCCAUUGCAACUCAGCCAUCGGUUUACGACAAUCCGGACAUUGCGAAGGAGUACCUGCCAAGGGAUGACUGGGAGAACUUGCACCGGUUCGAUCCAUCUGCAAGAUGGACCUGGGGAGAGGAACACAAAUUAGUCCGCAAGAUUGAUUUUCGGAUCAUGCUGUUUACCUGUAUUAUGUUCAUGGCUUUAGAGUUGGAUCGCUCAAAUCUUCAACAAGCAUUGACCGAUAAUUUUCUCGAGGACUUGGGUCUCACUACGAAUGAUUAUAACUUGGGAAAUACUGUCUUUAAGCUCUCGUUCCUUUGUGCUGAACUGCCCUCGCAACUCGUCAGCAAGUGGAUUGGACCGGACAGAUGGAUUCCUAUGCAGAUGACUCUUUGGUCAGUCGUUAGUAUGGCCCAAUAUGGUCUCAAGGGGAGGUCAUCUUAUCUUGCUUGUCGGUCUCUUCUCGCGAUUAUCCAGGGAGGAUUCAUACCCGACGUGAUCCUGUAUCUAUCAUACUUUUACAAGUCUCAUGAGCUUUCCAUUCGGCUUGGCUUCUUUUGGACAGCUUUACAUCUGGCCGACAUCCUAUCGAGCUUUCUAGCCUUUGGGCUGUUGCAUCUACGUGGUGUCAAUGGUCAGUCAGGCUGGCGGUGGCUAUUCCUCAUCGAGGGCCUCAUAACGUUGAUAAUCGGUCUUUCCGCAUUUAUCCUCAUGCCCCCUGGACCCUGCCAAACUGCCAGUUGGGGCCGAGGCAAGAAGGGCUGGUUUAGUCCACGCGAAGAAACGAUAAUGAUCAACCGUGUCAUUCGCGACGACCCAAGCAAAGGAACAAUGCACAACCGCGAGCCAAUAACACCUAAGCUCCUGUGUAAGAGUUUAUGCGACUUUGACCUGUGGCCAUUAUAUGCCCUGGGCCUCACAUUCCAAAUCCCCAACCAGACACCCUCGCAAUAUCUGACACUAACGUUGAAGGGCAUGGGUUUUGGCACGUUUGUCACUAAUCUUCUCACCAUUCCUAGUCAAGUUGCGCAAAUCUUCACCAUGCUGGCAUUGACGUGUGUGUCUGAAAUAUUCGGCGAGCUAACCUUGACCGCCAUGUUUCCUCAAAUCUGGGCUUUGCCGUUUGUCGUAUACUUGUAUGCGGUUGAUAUUAAUUCCAUCAAUAGAUGGGUGGCAUGGGUUAUCAUGACAUUGUUUUUGUCGCUUCCUUACGCACAUCCGAUCCAGGUUGCGUGGAAUUCAAGAAACUCGAAUACCGUUCGUUCGCGGACUGUAUCUGCCGCUAUGUAUAACAUGUGCGUGCAAGCAUCGGGUAUCAUUUCUUCGAAUAUCUAUCGAGCAGAUGAUUCACCUCGCUAUAAGAGAGGAAAUCGCGUUCUUGUUGGCUUGGCGGUUAUGAAUAUUUUCAUUUACCUGUUGACCAAGGUAUACUAUGUCUGGCGUAAUGCCAGUCGCGAUAGGAAGUGGAACGCUAUGUCAAAGGACGAGAAGAUGAAUUAUUUGGCUACGACCAAGGAUGAGGGGAAUAAACGGUUGGACUUUAGAUUUGCGCAUUAG
This is a messenger RNA of Aspergillus glaucus CBS 516.65, 1710 nucleotides long. RefSeq names its product putative MFS transporter. The transcript is spliced from 7 exons. Gene Ontology annotation, biological process: transmembrane transport. The coding region runs from base 1 to 1710 and encodes 569 amino acids. NCBI's taxonomy places the organism in Eukaryota, Fungi, Ascomycota, Eurotiomycetes, Eurotiales, Aspergillaceae. The record is from RefSeq and is a predicted model, not a curated record. Gene Ontology annotation, molecular function: transmembrane transporter activity. Gene Ontology annotation, cellular component: membrane.